UGGGGAGAGGCACGUGAGAAGGAGAUGGCGUGAGGCAAGCAUGGCGGGAGGAAUGAAAGUGGCGGUCUCGCCGGCAGUUGGUCCCGCGUCCUGGGGCUGGGGGGCCGGGGUCAGUGGGACAGUGCUGCUGCUCUUGGUCUUCUCCGGCUGCUUGGUCUGUGGCUCAGAUGAAGUUGAUGUCAAUGUGAUCAUGCUUAAGGAAUCUCGAGUUUGCCAUAUGACUACCAGCGAACAAUUCUGUUACACAAAUGUGCUUCCCCCAAAAUGGCAUGAUGUGUGGACACGGAUACAGAUCCGGGUAAAUAGUUCCAAAUUGGUUCGAGUCAUCCAGGUGGAGAAUGAGGCGAAACUGAAGGAGCUAGAGCAGUUUAGUAUCUGGAACUUUUUUUCCUCCUUUUUAAAAGAGAAAUUGAAUGACACCUAUGUUAACGUGGGUCUAUACAGCACAAAAACCUGCCUCAAAGUUGAGAUUAUAGAGGACACCAAGUACAGUGUCAUUGUGAUCCGGAGAUUUGACCCCAGACUCUUCUUUAUUUUCCUCCUUGGACUUAUGCUAUUUUUUUGUGGAGACUUACUGAGCAGAAGUCAAAUUUUCUACUAUUCCACUGGAAUGAGUGUGGGAAUUGUGGCCUCUCUACUAAUCAUCAUUUUUAUACUCUCUAAGUUUAUGCCCAAGAAAAGUCCCAUUUACGUCAUCCUGGUGGGAGGCUGGUCUUUUUCUCUGUACCUCAUUCAACUAGUUUUUAAAAAUUUACAAGAGAUCUGGAGGUGUUACUGGCAGUAUCUUUUAAGUUACGUCCUCACAGUUGGAUUCAUGAGCUUUGCGGUGUGUUACAAGUAUGGACCCUUGGAGAAUGAACGAAGUAUCAACCUGCUGACCUGGACCUUACAGCUGAUGGGUCUAUGUUUCAUGUAUUCUGGCAUCCAGAUACCACACAUUGCCCUUGGCGUUAUUGUCAUUGCUCUCUGUACUAAGAACCUGGAGUACCCCAUUCAGUGGCUGUACAUCACCUACAGAAAGAUGUGUAAGGCAACAGAAAAGCCUGUCCCCCCUCGUCUCCUGACAGAAGAAGAAUAUCGAAUACAAGGAGAGGUAGAAACCCGAAAGGCUUUAGAGGAGCUCCGAGAAUUUUGUAAUAGUCCAGAUUGCUCUGCUUGGAAGACCGUUUCUCGAAUCCAGUCUCCAAAAAGAUUUGCUGAUUUUGUGGAAGGCUCUUCACACCUCACACCAAAUGAAGUUUCUGUUCAUGAGCAGGAGUAUGGACUGGGGAGCAUUAUUGCUGAAGAUGAACUCUAUGAGGAAGUGUCCUCUGAGGAGGAGGACCCGUCUUCUCAGUACCCUACUGUCGUACAGAACAACUUCCUGACUUAGUGGUGG
This is a messenger RNA of Carlito syrichta (Philippine tarsier), 1378 nucleotides long. RefSeq names its product nuclear envelope integral membrane protein 1 (gene NEMP1). Gene Ontology annotation, cellular component: nuclear envelope. Lineage: Eukaryota; Metazoa; Chordata; Mammalia; Primates; Tarsiidae. The record is from RefSeq and is a predicted model, not a curated record. The transcript is spliced from 9 exons. Bases 41 to 1372 code for a protein of 443 amino acids.